AACCACGGAUAACUUUAAAGUUUAGUGCGCCGAGCGCGCUUCUACCGAGUGGGUGUUUGCACUCGUUCGAUCCAAUAUUAUAUUCAUUCCGUCACACCUCCCCAACUGGAACUCAAUACCGCUAAAUACCACUUGUUAAACAUUAAUACCAGUAAAUUCAAUUUUUUAUUCUCCGAGUGAUUAGUGUUUGGCUACUACACCCUAUAUAGUUCGCGUUAAAUAUUAUUCGACAAACUUAUUAUGUGCAGUAUUAAUACUACGUGUAUUUUAUCAAGCGUAUUUACUUAGCUUCAAUUUUUAUUUUAUGCAUAUAUUUGACUUACGUCAAUAGCUGGAUUGUUUGGGUUUAUUUUCUGAUGCUAUAGGGAAUCUAUUUUCAAUUAACAAUCUGUAAUUGUCUAUCGUAAUUUACGUUAUAAUCACCCAGUAGUACAAUACGUUUACGUACCAUUCCAAUUGAAUUACUAGUCCGAGUAAUCGAGCUUAUAAUAAUUACCACUAUUAUUUAUCUGUAAUGAAAGUUGGCUAUUAUCGCUAUUGUUAUGAUUGGCAUUAUUUGUUAUUAAGGUAUAUCUUAAUUAAAUUUCAUUCCGAUGCGUUUUUGGCGGGAAUUUUAUUUCACAAUAAAUUCUAUUAAAGAAUGUUAAAUAUUACUGUGAGAGUUUUUUUAGGAUUUUUUAUAAAUUAGUGAAGAGUUGGGUGAAAUCGAAUAUUGUUUUUGUAAGCUAUCAAUUACGAGUUAAUUGGCCAGAAAUAAAAAACUCUAUUCAAAUUAUCUUCGGUAUUUUCUAAUGAAACUGAUAUCCAAUUAAAUUCGCCGCAAACAGAACGAUUUAUUGCCGAGGACAAUAUCAAAAUAUAAAAGUAAUUUAAUUAAAAAAAUUUUAAUUAAAGCUAUAUAUUUAUUUACGCAAAAAUUGUUGAAAAGUAUACAGUGAGUUUGAAUGGAGGAAAAAAUGGGUAAAAAGAAGAGAGUAACGUGAUGGUGGAAACUUGAUAGACGGAAGCCUAGAUAAACAGGUAAACUGAGAGCAAGAGCCAAACAACUAAACUAGGAAAGAAGAUUGAAGUUACUUUAAAGUUUGUGCACAACUACGAGUUCCAUCCUUGCCGGAAUUAUUUACAUGUACCUGUGUAGUAUCUUUAGAAACAGAAAUGUUGCACAAGUUUGUGGUAUUAAUGUUACUACUUGUACGGCUGUCAUUUGUCCUUGGUUCGCCACUUUAUCCGCAACUAUUAAUACCUAAUGAAGAAAUAAAAAAGUCAACAUACAUACGUCACUACACAGGAGCUUUUUACGACACCGCAGCGCUGAAGCGUCACCGUGACCGAUCACGUCGCGACUUUUCUGGUAUUGGAAAAGAAGUCGGUUCUACGCUGAAUUUACAUGUCAAUGCUUUUGACAGGAUAUUUAAAAUGCGCUUGAAGAGAGACAAGACGCUCUUCCAUGACGCGGUUCUUUUCGAGACUUCAAAUGGCACGAUAUCUUUUGAUCCCUCUCAUGUCUACGUCGGCGGUCUCGAAGAUGACGAAAAAGCUACAGUACACGGAAUAAUAACAACAGAGGGUCUUUUCGACGGAACCGUAAUAACAGGAACGGACGAAAUUUACAUAGAGCCGUUUGCAAGAUACUCUCAUCUUGUGCGACGUGAUAUAAAUGAAUUAAAUCCUGCCGAUAACCAUCAUCACAGCAUCGCAUAUCGUUCCAGUGAUGUUUCUACACCGUUGGAUAUUUUAAACCGUCCUAUUAACAGUGAACGCAUCAGCGAAAACGAUCUUUUCAACUUCACCCAUGCACUUAACGAUCCAAUCCUAUUCGACGCGGAUGAAUUUUUAAAUACGGACUACAGCAAAAACGCGGAUAAUGAAGAAAGCUUCGACGUGUACAGAGACGACAGGGAAAAAUAUUUGCGGAGCCGUAAGCGGACGGUUGAUCCGAAAAAAACUACUUGCAUGCUGUACUUGCAAGCGGAUCAUACCUUCGUCGAGCACUACAAAUCCGAGGAAGCUUGCAUCGAGGUCAUGACGCGACAUGUGCAGAGAGUUAAUGCUAUUUACCGAUACACUGACUUCAAUCAAGAUGGAGAGCCUGACAACAUCAGCUUCAUGAUUAAACGAGUGAAAAUCCACGGAGCAAGUGCACUUAAAGAUCCCGCUUACCGCUUCAAUGGCAAAUAUGGUGUCGAAGAAUAUCUCGAACUAUUUUCAGAGGAAAACUACGACGCGUUUUGUCUGUCUUAUAUGUUCACUUACCGUGAUUUUGAGAAAGGAACUCUGGGGCUGGCCUGGACCGGAGACUUGAAGAAUGCCGGGGGUGUGUGCGAGAAGAAUGGGCAUUACCGCGGAAGCAUGAAAUCAUUGAACACGGGAAUAAUUACUCUAUUAAAUUAUGGGAAACAUGUACCGCCGGCUGUAUCACAUGUCACGCUGGCUCAUGAAAUCGGGCACAAUUUCGGAUCACCGCACGACCCCGAUGAAUGCUCUCCCGGCGGAGAAGACGGUAAUUUCAUAAUGUUUGCACGUGCGACUAGCGGCGACAAGAGAAAUAACAAUCGAUUCAGCCGGUGCAGUCUCAUAUCAAUAAAUCCCGUUUUGGACGUCAAAGCUCGUUCCACCAAAGGCUGCUUCGCCGAACACCAAAUAGCCAUUUGCGGUAAUGGGGUAGUUGAAGAGGGCGAGGAGUGUGACUGCGGAUGGGAAGAAGAUUGUAAUGAUCCAUGCUGUCAUCCUCAACGAUUACACCAUGCGCCGUUCGAAAUUCCCUGCCGCUUAACUGAGGACGCAGUUUGCAGUCCUAGUCAGGGUCCCUGCUGUACUACUGGAUGCUCGCUACGCAGUGGAACUAAAUGUCGAGAUGAUAAUGGCUGCAGAGAUGCAAGUUUCUGCGAUGGACGAGGCCCACAAUGUCCGCCCUCGGUUAACAAACCCAAUAAAACUAUUUGCAAUGAUGAGUUUGUCUGCUUUAUGGGGGAAUGCACUGGCAGCAUUUGUCUGGCUUACGGGCUCGAGUCCUGCCAGUGCAAGGCCAGAGCUAAUGAUCCGCUGACUAAAAGUUGCGAACUAUGCUGCAAACUCCCUGGAGAAAAUCAACCUUGCAUAUCAUCAUUCGAAUGGAAUUCGCUACCCUACGAAAUUCCUGACAUGAUGUCCAAGCCCGGUACUCCCUGUAACGACUACAAUGGCUACUGUGAUAUAUUCCAACGUUGCCGUGAGGUAGAUCCAACGGGUCCAUUAGCAACAUUACGAAGACUGUUACUGUCUGAUGCAAGCUUAGAGCGCUUCCAUCGAUGGAUGACCGACCGUUGGUACACUGUUGCCUUCAGUGUUAUUAUUAUCAUGACUGGAUUGGUAAUAAUGACUCGGUUACUAAGCAAGCAAUCAGAUACAAACAUGAAAAUAAUUUAUCUAAACGAAAGCAACAUCAAUAACAGUAAAAGUUUAGACGACAGCCGUAGAAAUAACAAUUAUUUUAACGAAGUUAAAAUAUUCAAAUGUUUUACUAUUUUCAAGAAGCGGCUGCUAGAAAAAAUGAAAACGCUCGUUUCGCCGAGGAAGAAAGACAUCAGCUCGUUAGAAUCACUGCAAUCUAUUUCCUCGGAGUUUGUUACUUAUAAUAAAUUUAAGAACAAUUAUUAUAGGAGCAAUAGUGGUGAUGAUGAUAAUAAUUUUUAUCUCAUAAGUUUGAUAAGUAAGUUUUAUAAUAAAAACAAGAAAAUUAGGAGGCAGAGAAAAUUAAUGAACAAUUUGGUGGCUGUAGAUAAUGGCAAGGUAACUAACACCCAAUUGUUGAGUGAUAAUAAUUACUAUUUGAUAAAUUAUAGAGAUAAUUUGGAUGUGAGAAAUGCAACAUCCGAUUUAGAAAAUUUACUACGACAAAGUUAGUAAUUAAUUUUUCAUAUAACCUGCAUUGAAAAUGCAAGUUUCAAUGCCUGUUGAGCCAACCGAAACUAGUCAAUUUCAGACCAAUAAUGCGACUGUUGCUGGGCAGGAAUCAAUCAUUUUCUUCCCGAUGGGCAGAAAAUGACGAUUUUCUGCCCGCAAGAUGAAGUUGCAGCUUUAUUUUCAAUCCUAUCAGAGUAUCUUUUGUUUAUUUUGUAUCUUUAUAAUU
Cotesia glomerata is the source of this 4108-nucleotide messenger RNA. Its product is annotated as disintegrin and metalloproteinase domain-containing protein 10-like. Bases 1156 to 3882 code for a protein of 908 amino acids. Gene Ontology annotation, biological process: membrane protein ectodomain proteolysis; Notch signaling pathway. Gene Ontology annotation, cellular component: plasma membrane. The record is from RefSeq and is a predicted model, not a curated record. The transcript is spliced from 18 exons. Gene Ontology annotation, molecular function: metalloendopeptidase activity. NCBI's taxonomy places the organism in Eukaryota, Metazoa, Arthropoda, Insecta, Hymenoptera, Braconidae.